AUGGAUGAAAAUAAUACUAAUGUAACAACCCCGAAUAUCUUAACUGAUCCAGUAACAACACCACUUGCAUCAACUGCUACACCUAAUGUCACUUUGGCAACACUAACAACGGGAUCGAUCACAACAGAAAAUGCCACUAGCGAUCUAACAACAAUCGCACCAGCAACAACUGUAACUUCUAUAGUAACAAGUGUAAGUGCUACAGUAGCAAAUGUAACAACACCUUCAACGACUAAUUCAUCAACAACAUCAACAACAAUGAUAUCAACUACAGCUAAAACACCCGGUCGUAAAUUCGAUAUGCUUUCAUUUAUUGGUGGAAUAAUUCUUGCAAUUGGUCUUAGUGCAAUUAUAUAUUUGAUUGUAAGUUAUUUACGUCGUAGUAAUCGAUUACCUUAUUCAAAUCUACGAUAA
Messenger RNA from Rotaria sp. Silwood2, 414 nucleotides. The record is from the annotation of a GenBank genome assembly. Lineage: Eukaryota; Metazoa; Rotifera; Eurotatoria; Philodinida; Philodinidae.